UGUUACUAAACUUAAAUAUUAUUCUUGCAUGUCUCACUUUGAUUAAUAAUUGAAUAUUUAAUUUUGUUUGCACAGUUUUAUUUAAGAAUUCUUCUUUAGCAGAGUGUUUUCUUUGUAGGAAAUUUCAAAUCUUCUUGCACGAUACUAUCGAGAGAAAAUGGCGUAGUCUUCGAUAAGUCGAUAUAGUACAUGUAUACACCUGUAACUGUAGUAAGGAAGAGAAGGAAUUGUCAUCGAUUAAAUGGACGGGAAAAUGAGUUCUAACAAUUCUUCGGCUUAUCGCCGCGCCAACUUAAAAAUUGCACCUGGCGCAGUAGUGUGCGAGGAGAGUAUUCUGAAAGGGGAUAUUUCCAUUGGUGCGAGAACGAUAAUCCACCCUAGAGCAUGUAUUCUGGCGGAGGCUGGUCCGAUCAUUAUAGGGGAAGGCAAUAUUAUUGAGGAAAUGGCAACUAUAGCCAACAGGUUGCCACCCGAUGCUCCCGAGCCUGCAACGGUACCAGUGCAAAUAAUAGGGAACUAUAAUGUAUUUGAGACUGACUGCGUUUGUGAGUCGUAUAAAGUUGGCGAUAACAACAUCUUAGAGGCAAAAGCGCAAGUUAGUCGAGAAAUUGAAUUAACCAAUGGGUGCGUUAUUGGAGCUGCGUGCUCAUUGACGGAGCAAGAAACAGUACCAGAAAAUACAAUAGUGUACGGCAGCCAAUGUCAACGUAGAGAAAUGAACGACAAGCCAUAUGUAAUUGUUGUAUACUGUUGUAUACCGUCAGUUUUAUUCGGUAAUUUCACGUGCCCAAAUAUGGUUUUCCUUUAUUGUAUUUCAGCCUCAAAUUGGACAGUUGGACUUUUUGCUGAAAGUACUCCCGAAUUAUCACCACUUUCACAAAUCGAAUGUAAAGCCGAAACCUGGAGGACCUGUAUGAACAAUACGUACUCAGAUUCUUUGUAAUGAUAAACAUAAGAUAAGUUUAAUUUUUGCACUUAUUAUGUUAUUUAUAUUUGUUGAGAAAACUUCGUUUGCAAUUAUUCAACAAUCAUAUACAUAUAUAUAUUUAUAUAAAGUAAAAAUAUAUAUUUAUUUGUAUUAUAUAUAAUAAAAUCUUUUGUAUUAUAUUGUAAACAUGAAAUAUAAACGUUACAAUGAGUUUUGGA
This is a messenger RNA of Vollenhovia emeryi, 1146 nucleotides long. It is a transcript of the gene DCTN6-p27, whose product is annotated as dynactin subunit 6. Gene Ontology annotation, biological process: mitotic spindle organization. Gene Ontology annotation, cellular component: dynactin complex. The coding region runs from base 242 to 943 and encodes 233 amino acids. Lineage: Eukaryota; Metazoa; Arthropoda; Insecta; Hymenoptera; Formicidae. The transcript is spliced from 4 exons. The record is from RefSeq and is a predicted model, not a curated record. Gene Ontology annotation, molecular function: dynein complex binding.